Molecule: messenger RNA, 2778 nt
Organism: Verruconis gallopava
Lineage: Eukaryota; Fungi; Ascomycota; Dothideomycetes; Venturiales; Sympoventuriaceae
Exons: 2
Coding region: 1418-2656 (412 amino acids)
Biological process (GO): translation
Molecular function (GO): GTPase activity; GTP binding
Source: RefSeq, a predicted model, not a curated record
GCUGGUGGCAUUCUUGAAGCGAUCAAAGUCUCGCAGUGACGCAAGAGUUUUCUUCCUUCCACUUUUGAGUCCCCUCGAACUCACUGUAGAUGCCAGGAUACAAGCUGGGCCUGUGACCACGUACGGACCAGUUCACCAUGUCAAACCGAAGAGUCAAAAACAUUGUCGACUACGAGGAAGACUCGGACGUCGACUCCGAUUACUGGGACAGUGGAGGCGAAGGCUACGACACAUGGGCCGACGAUAUCACCGAGGAGGACAAAGCUCAGUUGCGCGAGGGAACUAUCAAGGUGAAAAAUAUUCUCGGCCCACAAUACCAGGUGUCCGAGCAUGAGAUCCAAGAGACGUUGUGGCAUUACUACUACGACGUCGAGAAAUCCGUUGCGUAUCUCAAGAAUCUUAAAAAGCCAAAGUCUGUUCAGAAGGCUAAAGCGACUUCCAAUAAAUCAUCGUCAGUCAGCUACCCUCAUACCAAUCCGUUGCAACCGCCUCUACGCGCUCAUCAGGGUGUGGACUCCUCUUUAGCGAUGAUGGAAUCUGUACGUUCACAGGUUGCUAUCGAUUUCUUUGCAGAUGUCCCAUGGGGUCGUGUUCCAGCUUCUAGAAUCGGAAACAUGAUUCAUUUCAGUUCCCUUCCUCCUGAGGCCACUGGACUUCUUGGCGGAUCAUCAAAACUGGCUGCGCUUGCUGCCGCUCGCAAAAAGAAGGAGGCGGAGAAAGCCUCUUCAGCUGCAUCGAUCAUUUUAGAUGCCGAUGUCCAUCGCUCGAUAGGACUUCUGGAUCGGCUAGGGAAAGACAAAUCAACUGUAUCGAGCAAUGUCAAUCAACCUAGGCCAAAGGUUUUCCCAACUCGAAGAAAACCAAGUCCAGAACCUGUGGUAUGCGAACCUCCGAAAGAGGCAGCGGACUCACCGAUUUUACCGAAAGUAGAUAUGAGAGCAAGGCCAUCUGUAUUCGCUUUAACACUUUUGGGAGCUCAGCCGGAACCGCAAGGAGGCGUAGCAUUAGAGACAACGAAUCCGGAGAAAUCGUCUGUUAAUCAAAAGCCGAAGUACUUCAAACUUCCUUAUCUGCUGGAUCCAAACUAUCGCGAUCCGUUCUCGAAGCCUAGUCCAGACGAUGUUAUCUUACGAGCUCAGAGUGCGAGUAGUCGCGUCUAGGAUGAUUGUAUCGACGAAACGCUUGCCAGUGUUGCGAGGAUUCAACUGAACGGAAUCAGGGCACAACUGCAAUAGAAGACAAUGUAUGAGCAAUCGACUGACGUGAUUGUACAGGUGGAAAGAAAUCAUCCCCCAAAGCAAAACCUGUGUCGGAUGUUAAUGGCGUUUCAAAGGAUGUAUCGGCAUUGAAACUCAACGAUGCCCCCAAGCCCAAAUCAAAAAAUCUGAAUGUGUUGGACGAGUAUAAAAAAUCGAGCAUGAAGAAUGCAGCCAGCUUUGUGGUGGUUGGACAUGUCGACCAUGGUAAAAGUACCCUUAUGGGCCGCCUGCUGUAUGACUUAGGCGUAGUCGAUGAGAAGCACAUCGAAAAGCUACGGCGAGAUUCAAAGAAGAUUGGAAAAGCGUCAUUUGCUCUAGCCUGGGUUAUGGACGCCACAAGCGACGAGAGAGAGCGCGGUGUGACAGUGGAUAUUGCAACGAAUUACUUCGAAACCGGAAAGACCCGAUUCACGAUUCUAGAUGCUCCAGGGCAUCAAGACUUUAUUCCAAACAUGAUCGCUGGCGCAAGUCAAGCGGAUUUUGCGGUACUCGUCAUUGAUUCCAGCACAAACAGUUUUGAGUCUGGUUUGCGAGGACAAACUAAAGAGCACGCACUACUCGUGCGUAGUAUGGGAGUUCAGCGACUCAUCGUUGCAGUAAAUAAGAUGGACAUGUGCAACUGGUCAGAGGAGCGCUUCAACGAGAUCAAGACGAAAAUGACAAGUUUCCUGACUACAGCAAACUUCUCGGCGAAAUCGCUGAGCUUUGUUCCAUGUUCUGGACUUAAUGGAGAGAACAUUACAAAACCACCGGAGCUGCCAGAGGCGGCAUGGUACAAGGGCUCUACACUGGUCGAAGAGCUCGACAAUGCAGAACCUGCUCGAAGAGCACUUGACAAGCCGUUGCGAAUGACGAUCAGCGAAAUUUUCCGGAGCUCCAUAAACAACCCAAUUUCAGUGUCUGGAAAACUCGACUCGGGCAGCCUGCAAGUUGGUGAUGCUCUCAUCAUUCAGCCGUCGGGAGAGACCGCGUAUAUAAAGUCCUUGGAAGCAGAUGGUACACCCUCAGAUUGGGCAGUGGCCGGACAAAUAGCUGUUCUGAAUCUGACUGACAUUGACCCGAUUCAUAUCCGCGUCGGUGACAUUGCGUCUCACCCUCAGUCACCGGUUAAGAACGUGAAAAGCUUUACUGCAAAAAUUCUAACCUUUGAACACGUGAUGCCAAUGUACGUCGACGUCCACCGUGGUGCACUUCAUCAAGCUGGUCGGAUUGAGAAGUUGGUAGCGCUGCUAGACAAGGCAAAUGGUGAGGUAACGAGGAAAAAACCGAAGGUGGUGCAGCCUGGUCAAGUUGCGAGAGUCGUCAUCGCUUUGGAGAACGAAUUGCCUCUGGAAGCCCCCGCAAAGAUCAUCUUGAGAAGCGAGGGGUCCACUGUUGCAGCAGGAAUGGUAGAAUAACAACCCCCGUUAUUCGAGCAAGUAAAAUAGUUGAAAAUGGUCACUGCCCACAAUAAAUACGCCCUCCAAAGUCUUGAAGUGAUGUGGACUUUACGCAUUCCUAGUUGGCUUUUAAUUGCAAC